UGGGGCUAUGUCACGGCCUACGCCAGCGUGCCGGCGGGCGUCUCGGCGGUCGAGCUCGUGCCGACCAGCGCGAACGGCUUGCCGAACAUCGACCACCUCGAGGUCGUCGGCGCAUCGACCUGGACCGUGGGCGACGCGCCCUUCAUGCCGGUCGGAGUCGCGGUGACGGGCGUCACCGCCUCGCAGGUCGAUCUUGAUUGGUGGCCCACUCCGGGCGCGGAGAGCUAUACCAUCCUCCGCGGUACGAGUAGCGGCGGCCCCUACGCGACGGUCGCGACUGGGGUGACGGCGACUGACUACAGCGACGAAGGGCUCGAAGAACUCACCGGCUACCACUACGUCGUCGUAGCCGUCAAUGCGAACGGCUCCAGCACGGCCAGCGCCGAAGUCAGCGCGAUCACCAAGACGACCCAGCCCCCGGCGGCGCCAAGCGGCUUGUCGGCGGUCGCCUUGGCUUACAACGCGACUGCCCUGUCGUGGUCGGCCGUGCCGGGCGCCGAGAGCUAUACCGUCAAGCGAGCGACCAGCAGCGGCGGCCCUUACGUCACGGUGGCGAUCGGCGUCGCGGGGACCUUGUUCACCGACAACGGGUUGUUCGCCGACUCGACCUAUCACUACGUCGUCGCCGCGGUCAACGACGUCGGCGAGGGCCCCGCCAGCGCCGAGGCGAGCGUCUCGACGCCCGCGUCGGCGACGCUUGAACCGGUGGCGGACACCUUCGUGCGCGACGGCGGUAGCGUCAACGCGAACUUCGGUAACGACACCACCAUCGUUGUCAAGAACGACGGCGGCGCCGGCUUUACCCGCAACGCCUUCUUGCGGUUCGACGUCAGCGAUCUCGCCAACGCGUCGAGCGUGCUGCUGUCGCUGACGCCGUUCCAGAUCGACAGCGGCGACCCGAUGUGGGUCGAGCUGAUGACGGACGACAGCUGGAGCGAGUCGGGCACGACCUGGAACAACCAGCCAUCGGGUUCGGGCAACGUGUUGGCGGUUGUGUCGGGCUUCGUGGUGGGUCAGCCGAAGUUGAUCGACAUCACCAACGCCGUUCUCAGCGAAGCGGCGAACGACGGCGUGCUGUCGCUGCGGCUGUCGAUGCCGAACGUCGGCAACAACUUUGUCGGCUUCUAUUCGAGCGAAAGCGCCGAAGACGCGUUGCUCUCGGGCGCCGUCGUCGGCACGGAGUGGGCAGGCUUCACCGGCAGCGGGUACGCCGACUUCGUUAGCGCGACCGGGGACUACGUCGAGUGGACCUUCGACACACCGGCGGCGGGCGCCUACGAGUUGGCCUUCCGCUACGCCAGCGGCGCCUCGGCGGUCGUCGCCCUCGUCGCGGGCGUCAACACCGUGCGGCUGACGGCGACCGGUUCCAGCGGCGGNNUCACCGUCACGCCGGUCGAGGAAGGGGUGGGGCGGAUCGUCGCCGCCGCUUUAGAAGACGGUGUGGAGGCGGCGAUUACGGCGCCGCGCGGCAGGCCGACGCUCAACACCACGGGGACAACUUUCGUUGCCGACAACGGCGCCCUCUUACGGGGGCCGUUCGCCUCGACCGAAUGGGGCAAUCCACCGCCGCUCGCCAACAUCCAACAGAUCAAGAACUACGGCGCCAACUCGAUCCACCUCUACGGCGAGGUGUUCGACCCUGACUACAGGUCGGGCGUGCCCGGUUCGGGGACGGCGCCGGGUUACGCGAUGAAUCGCAUCGACCAGAUGGUGCAGAUGACCCGCGACGAGGGCCUGUACCUCGUGCUCACCAUCGGCAACGGCGGCAACAACGGGAGUUUCAAUAACGACUAUGUGAUGGACUUCUGGGCCUUGUACGCCGAUCGCUACAAGGACGAGACCCACGUCAUCUUUGAGGUCCAGAACGAGCCUCACGCCUGGUCGACGCCCUACCCAGCGCCGGCUCUGCAGAUGCAGGCCGACGCCUACACGCUGAUCCGCUCGCUGGCGCCAGAGACGCCGAUCCUGCUGUUCUCGAUCGCGGUGCUGGGCGACGGCGCUUCUGCCAUCGCCGACAUCAACACCGUCUCGCAGGGCGCGUCGAUCGACUGGUCGAACACGGGCGUCGCGUUCCACGGCUACGCGGGCAUGGCGACCAUCCCCGCGGUGGAAGCGAUCAUCAAUGCCGGGUACCCGGUGUUCAUGACCGAGGUGGCCGGCGAAGAGUGGGGGUCCUUAGACCACGGUUUAGUCGUCGAGCAGAUCUCGGAGUACGAGCGACUGGGCGUUUCCUGGCUGACGUUUCAGCACAUCCCACCGAACUUUAUCUCCUCCUCGAUCUUCGCUCCCGAGACGUACAGCGACCUUAUAGAUAGGGCCGGUCUCUCUUGGACGCCCGACUUCGGCGCGUUCCCGGCCCAGCGUGGCGUGUACGGCAACAGCGGCCUGCCACGCUACACGACCGGUCUUUCGGGGACGCUCCGCAUCGAAGCGGAACACUUCGACACGGGCGCCGAGGGCGUCGCCUACAGUGACGCCGACGGCGUCAACCUAGGCGGCGCAUUGCGGCCCGACGUGGGGGUCGAUAUCGAGCUGACCGACGACCGCUUCGGCGACUUCAACGUCACCGACACCGAGGCCGGCGAAUGGCUCGAGUAUACGCUCAACGUCCGAGAGCCCGGGUACUACACGCUGCGCCUACGCACGGCGAGUUCUGUUGGCGGAGCGGUGCGAGUCUUAAUGCACGACGACGACAAGACCGGCGUCUGGCAAUUGCCCGCUACGGGCGGGGACCAAAACUGGACGACGGUCGAGAGAGUGGUCUAUCUCGAACCGGGGAGGCAGAAGCUCCGCCUGGAAGUCGUCACCGGCGGCUUCAACCUCAACUGGAUCGAGCUGACGCCGUCGGCGACGGGCGCGCUGUCGAACGGCGUCUACAAGCUGAUCAAUCGCAACAGCGGCUUGGCCCUGGAACGCGGAACGUCGCAGGGGAGCGACGUGGUGGUGCAAAACGAGUACACAGGGUCCACCAGCGAGCAAUGGAGUCUCGUCCACCGUGGCGCCGGCCAGUACAGCAUCCUUAACGCGGGGGCCAGCAACUGGAGCUGGAGCAACACCUACGCCCCGGUCUUCUCCCAACAAGGUAGCGACCCGGUCGGGUUGACGCCGUGGGGCUAUGACAACGCGUCGGCGCGGCGGUUCGUCCUUUCGCCCGCCGGCGAUGGCUUCUUUAACAUCGUCGUUGUCGAUCAAGGCUAUAGCGUGGGGAUGGCGGGCGGCUCGACCGUCCUGGGCGACUUCGCUCAGUUCCUUGAAACGUCGAACGACGCCGCCCAGCAGUGGGCGAUCGUCCCACCAGGAUCGCCCUCGUUCCCAACGGGGCUAACCGCAGCGUGGGGCGUCGAAGAGGCGACCCCCGGCGACUACAACGGCGACGGCGUCGUCAACGUCGCCGACUACACCGUCUGGCGGGACAACCUGGACACCGUCGUGGCGACGCCCGGCCAAGGCGUCGACGGGGACGGCGAUGGCGUCGUCGAUUCCGACGACCGUGUGUUCUGGGCCGCCAACUAUGGCGGCAGCACGCCCGCUCGCCGGGUAGAGCUUUCCUGGAACCCCUCGCCGGGCGCGGCCACUUACAACGUCAGCCGC
This is a messenger RNA of Symbiodinium sp. CCMP2456, 3591 nucleotides long. NCBI's taxonomy places the organism in Eukaryota, Dinophyceae, Suessiales, Symbiodiniaceae. The record is from the annotation of a GenBank genome assembly.